Messenger RNA from Trichosurus vulpecula (common brushtail), 1254 nucleotides. Its product is annotated as carboxypeptidase A2-like. The record is from RefSeq and is a predicted model, not a curated record. Gene Ontology annotation, biological process: proteolysis. Lineage: Eukaryota; Metazoa; Chordata; Mammalia; Diprotodontia; Phalangeridae. The coding region runs from base 1 to 1254 and encodes 417 amino acids. Gene Ontology annotation, molecular function: metallocarboxypeptidase activity; zinc ion binding. The transcript is spliced from 11 exons.
AUGAAGUCUAUCCUGUUCUUUAGUGUUCUAAUUGGGUAUAUAUUCUGCCAGAAAACGUUCAUUGGAGACCAGGUUCUUGAGAUCACACCAAGGAAUGAAGAGCAAGUUAAAAACUUAAGGCAACUGGAAACAGAAGCUCACCUUCAGCUUGAUUUCUGGAGGCCCCUUCGCACUGCAGGGGAGAAGGUACAUGUCCGAAUUCCCUUUUCCAGACUGCAGGCAGUCAAAAUUUUCUUGGAAUCCCAUGACAUUCCUUAUUCCAUCAUGAUUGAAGAUGUGCAGGUUCUGCUGGACAAAGAGAAUGAAGAGAUGCUUUUUCAUCGAAGAAAAGAAAGAAGUAGCGGCUUUGAUUUUGGAACCUACCAUACCUUGGAAGAGAUUUUCCAAGAAAUGGACAACCUUGCCGAGCAGUACCCAGAUCUAGUGAGCAAACUGCAAAUCGGAUAUUCUUUUGAAAAACGGCCCAUAAAUGUGCUUAAGUUUAGCACUGGAGGAAACAAGCCUGCCAUCUGGUUAGAUGCUGGCAUCCACGCCCGAGAGUGGGUUUCCCACGCUACAGCAUUGUGGACAGCCAAUCAGAUUGCGUCUGAUUAUGGAAAGGACCCAUCAAUCACAGCCCUUUUGGAUACAAUGGAUAUCUUCCUCUUGCCCGUUACAAACCCAGAUGGAUAUGUCUUCUCUCACACCGAAAAUCGCAUGUGGCGGAAGACGCGGUCCACAAUUUCUGGAAGCCUCUGUGUUGGUGUUGAUCCAAACCGGAACUGGGAUGCAGGCUUUGGAGGACCUGGAUCCAGUGACAACCCCUGCUCUGACUCAUACCAUGGACCAAGUGCCAACUCAGAAGUUGAAGUGAAAUCCAUUGUGGACUUCGUUAAGAGCCAUGGAGAAAUCAAAGCCUUCAUCACCCUCCACAGCUACUCCCAGCUGCUCAUGUACCCCUAUGGCUAUAAAUGCACUGUGUCAAAAGACUUCAACGAGCUGAAUGAAGUGGCCCAAAUAGCUGCUGAGGCUGUGACAUCCCUUUAUGGCACCACGUACGAAGUAGGACCGAUCUGUUCUAUCAUCUACCAGGCCAGUGGAGGAAGCAUUGACUGGACCUAUGACUAUGGCAUCAAAUAUUCCUUUGCCUUUGAACUGAGAGACACUGGUCACUAUGGCUUCCUUCUGCCAGUCAAUCAGAUUCUCCCCACUGCAGAAGAGACAUGGCAGGGCCUCAAGAAGAUCAUGGAGCAUGUUCGAGACAAUCCAUACUAG